AUGAGUCUACAUGAUCGAUUGGUAAUACCCUUAAGAUCCUCUCCAACAAAAGACGCCUCCUCACCAGAGAAUUCUAAGAAGAAUAAGUUGCAACAUCUUCGUGUAAAUAUAGUGCCAAAAGAAGGUGAGAGGGCCCGAUCUUUUUCUCAGAGUUUUUCUGUGAGUAAUCCUCCAAAAGCAAAGUCUUUGAGGAAAAGUUUAGGAACUUCAUCAGUUGCGGAUUCACCAAUCGGAUCACCAUUGCUUGCAUCGACAUCAUUAUUAGAGUGUUCUUCACCAAGGAGAAUAUCAAUGUCAUCAAUGAAUGCUCGACAUACUCUAAUUGGUUCCUCACCUCUCAUGGGAAGAUUAUUGUUUGAGGAUUCUUCUCCAACCAGUUCAUCGUGCAGUAGCUUUUCGAUGAGUGUAAAUAAUAAUAUUAAGGAUACAGGUUUCUUUGCAAAUUUUGAAAAGAAGAAUAUUUCUUUUGUCACCUCAAUGCCACUAAGAAAACUUCGAUUUGUAAAAUAUGAUUCAGAAGAUCCACCGAAGAGGGAAGAGCAAUCCAAAGAAAAGAGCUAUCCAAGCUUUAUUCAUGAGGUGUACAAAUUUAAUGAUCUAAAGUUGGAUGCUUGUAAAAACCAAUUUAAAGUUAGUAAUGAAAAUGAGGAAAUGAUCAGAGAUUUUAUAGAUGACAUUCACCACUUAAAGGAACGGGAAGGAUUUAAUACUAAUAUUUUGGACGUAUCAGUUACACGAGAAUACUUCUCAGAAAAGAAACUGUCCACAAUGGAGGAGCAAUUACUGAAAAGUAUCAAUUCCAUUCUAUUUCCAAAUAUUAAGAGUAUUGUGGAUAACCCUAAUAAUUUCAUGUCCACUUCAAGAGAAAUAGUUGCUGAGCUUCCACUAAAAGUUCCACGAUUGAGACUAAUUAUGCAAUUAUAUAAUACUGACACUGUGAAUGCUCUUUUAUUACUAAUGACCAGUUGCACAACUCCAUCACUCCGUGCUAAAAUUUCAGCCAAACGAAAAGGAAGAGCUGCAACAUCGGCUUCUUCUGCUGUUAGUAACACAGCCACCAAGCAAGAGUUGGCCUCUAGAGCUGUUAUUUCAACAUCAGCUCCUCAAGAACAAUCAAGUUAUUAUCAAUUUUCGGAGGCUUUGAAGGCUAAUGCCCCUCUUGCUUUUACCAUGUUUGAAUCUGUUUUAAAGAAGAGAGAUGUUAAUACAGGAAAUUGGAAAACAAUGUGUAUAUCUAUUGAAGCUAUAACGGAAACAAUUUACAAACAAAAACAACCACUCCAACCGACAUCAUUCUAUGGAGCAAUUCUUAAAACACUUGCUUCUUCACAAAGCGAUGCUAAAAACUGUGCAUCACUUCUUCAACUCUUUUCAAUUGUUGUUGAACAUAUCAAACCUGCUGUUGUACACUCAUCAUUGGACUUUGUUGGACAAGCAAUGACAAAUAUUCACCAAAGUAUGGACAAGUUUGAAUAUGUCACAAUUCAACUCGUUCCUCUCCUUCUUCAAAUUAAUGCAAAAUUAGGUGAUGUUCCACCACAAUCUCCACUUUUCCCAAAGAAACAACAAUUAGAAAAAUUAAUAUUUUCAUUCCUUUUUGAUACUAGAGUUCAAGUUAGAGAAAAAUGUAUUCAAACUAUCCAACAAUUGAUGGAAAAGAACCAAUUAUUCUUAACUGAGGACGAAAUGGUUUCAGUUUAUCUUAUUGAACAAUACCAAACAUCAAGUAAGACUAGAAAUGCUGAAAUUGCAAUGUCAGUCAUUAAAGGAAUUGGAUGUUUGAGUGAAAAAUUAGGCGAGAAGAAUAUAGUAGUAGUAUUACAAAAAACUUUGGACAUUUUAUUGAAGGGAAAUUCAAACAAUUUACCUGCCAAUAUUUGUGCUGAAAUUUAUAGAACACUUAAAAACAUUUUUGAUAACAAUAAGAAUAUUGCCGCCCCUAGUAUUGCUAAAGUGAUAGAUUUCCUUACUGAAAAAGUUUGUCCAACAUUGAAGAGUGAUGAUCCAAAGAAGGUUAUUGCCUACAUUGUAAUGAUGACUCACGCCCACAAAUGUCUUCAUAGACUUGAUAAGGAACUUUCUGCUAGUAGAGUUCACAAGUUUUUCAAAUUAAUUUUUGAAUCACUUAUUUUAGCAAAGAAUGAAUCAGAAGAAACCAGCUCUGCUGCAUUCACAAAUCUUCAAAACUUGAUUUGGAAUUGUUUUGAUGCUGAACUUUUUAGAGAAAGAAACAAGAAUAGCUCAAUGGAUGAUGAUGAAGAAUCUCCAAUGUUGGCUAUUGCUAACACAUUGCAAACUGGAUUGGAUAAUACUCAUUAUGCUAAAUAUGACUUGAUUUCUCAACUUACCUUGGAUACUAUUUUGAAGAUUGGUUUAGUUAGAUCAAGAGGUAUCAAAGUUUCAUCAAUCAACAAUUGUGUUUUGGACUUUUUACUCUUUACUAGUGACGUCUUGCAAGAUUUACUCAAGAGAGAAUCUGAUAAGAAGAAAGAAGGAGCCAGUGCACUUGAACAAACCACACUCAAAAAUGCUAGAUCUGUCUAUUAUUUGGAAAAGAUUGUUGGAUACUGUAUUCGUGUUUUGGGACCAGCCGAAGCAUUCAAGGAAGGAGGUAUUACAUUUGAUGGUUGGGUUUUGAGUAUUUUGAUCAAUCAUAAAGUUGAUUACUCAAAUGUUCCUAACAUGAAGAUUGGACAAAAUGAUGAACAAGAUCUUUCUAAACUUACUGGUAUUUGUGUUAAUGGACAACUUGCUUAUUGGGUUAACGUUCUCUUACCAAUGGCCAAGUCAUUCUACGAUAAGAGCAAGACUACUGAAGUUGAUAGACAUGGAAAUAAUUCCUUCUUGACUUUAUAUGAAAAGAUUUGGGCAUUGUUACCACAAUUCUGUAGUUAUCCAAUCGAUUUAGAAUCACAAUUUUCCACUAUUGCUCCACUUUUGGGUGAAAUGAUCAAUAGCAGUGCAAAGGAAGGUGUUGAUUAUCAAAUCAAGAUUGCUUGUUGUAACAGUUUGGCAUUGACUAUUAACACUUAUCACAAUAUUGCAACAACUGGCAAAAUUCCUGACAAUAUCUUUGGUUUGAAUAAGAAUAUUUGUGAAAAGGGUCUUCGUGCUGUUGCUAACUUUAACAAACAAUUUAUUCCAAUCCUCUUCAACUUGUAUGUCGAACAAAACUCUAAAGCCACAACAGCUGAUCUUCAAAAUGCUGUCGGUAAGGCCAUUACUGCCUUCUUCUCAGUUUGUGAUCAUGCAACUGUUACUGACUACUUCAAGUUGGUUCUUAAGAAGAUUUUAGAAAUUAACUCCGAGUCUGAUGAAGAGAAAUUCUUUGGUUUCUUUGAUUUAUCUAUUACAAUGCUUAAUUCUGUACCUAAUUCCUGUCUUGAAAUUUAUUACAAGUUCCUCAUCCCAUACCUUAAAAUUACUACCAGUACCACACCUAAAUUGCAAAAGAAAGCAUACAAGGGAUUAUACAUUUUACUUUCAUCAUGGAAGAGAGAUUCUGGUGUUGCAAUGAAGAGGGAAACUAUCGAUGAAAUUUUAACAAUUUUCCAAUCUAUUGCUGAAAUUACCAUGUCAAAGAAAUUCAGAGUCAAGUGUUUCAACCUCUUGGUCACUAAAUACCAUGACUUGAUUUUCAAUAAUCCACUUUCUACAAUAAUUAUUGGUGAAUGUAUUUUCAAUAUUGAUAACACUGAAAAUCAAAAGAGUAGAGAUUUAUCCAUUUCCACUUUGAAGGCCUUUAUUGAUCCACUCAUUGAUAACAAAUAUACACAAGAACAAAAACAAUCUAAUGUGAUAGAUUUUGUUGUUAGAAGAGUUUUACCAGGUUUGUGUGGUAAAUCAAAUUCCAUGAUUGCUUCUACAAUCAACGCAUUGUCUGAACUUCUUCCUUCUUACUCUAAAUAUUUACAACCAAUUUUGAAGGAUGUUUUCGACUCUGUGACAAUUGUUUUACAAGAUGAAAAUGUUAAGGUUGUUUCAUCAUUGAUGCAAUUCUUCAAGAGAUGUGUAACCUUAUUCGAUAAGGAAACACUCAAACCAUACGUAUCUCUUUAUUUGAAUACAUUCUUUAACCAUUCUAACGAGAAAUCAGGAGGAACCAGUUUGAGAGUACAACUCAGAUUCCUUGUCACUAAGCUUUUCAAAAAGUUCAGUUUUGAUGAACUGAAGGAUACUGUUACUGAAAAGGAACGUCAUCACUUUUUGAAGAAUACUUUCAAGAGUAUGCACAGAGUAAAGAAGACAAAGAAGGAUGGAGAAAAGGAAGAAGAAAUGUCUGAUGAAGAACCAGAAAAGAAGGAAGAUUCUGAAUUUGCUGUCAAUAAGGGUAAAUUGGUUAUUAACGAUCUACCAGAAGAUGAAGAUAAGGACUCUGAAGAAUCAAAGAAGUUCACCGAAAAGCAAAGAACUGUUGAUCUCAUUAAGCAAUCUAUUGCUAGAGGUGCACCAGUUUCAAAGAAGAAGGAACAAGAACUGAAUGCUGACCAACUUUUCUUAGCCAAACUGGAAAAGAGAAAACACAAGAGAGAGACAAAGAUUGUCUUUGGUGGAGCCAAAGUGAAAGGUCAAGGAGCUGUUGAUCCUUAUGCUUACAUUCCACUCGAUCCAAGAAGACUUAACAAGAGAGAAAGAAAUAAGGAAAGUAAUUUCCAAAAAUUCGAAAGAAUUACCAAGAAGAAGAAAUAA
Messenger RNA from Naegleria gruberi, 4689 nucleotides. RefSeq lists its product as uncharacterized. The record is from RefSeq and is a predicted model, not a curated record. The coding region runs from base 1 to 4689 and encodes 1562 amino acids. Lineage: Eukaryota; Heterolobosea; Eutetramitea; Acrasida; Naegleriidae. The transcript is spliced from 3 exons.